This is a messenger RNA of Fusarium odoratissimum NRRL 54006, 4339 nucleotides long. Its product is annotated as hypoxia up-regulated 1. The transcript has a single exon. The coding region runs from base 270 to 3293 and encodes 1007 amino acids. Lineage: Eukaryota; Fungi; Ascomycota; Sordariomycetes; Hypocreales; Nectriaceae. Gene Ontology annotation, molecular function: ATP-dependent protein folding chaperone; ATP binding. Gene Ontology annotation, cellular component: endoplasmic reticulum chaperone complex. The record is from RefSeq and is a predicted model, not a curated record. Gene Ontology annotation, biological process: cellular response to hypoxia; endoplasmic reticulum unfolded protein response; negative regulation of hypoxia-induced intrinsic apoptotic signaling pathway.
ACUAACUUAGCUUCUAACAGCCAUCGUGGCUUCUUGCUCCCCCAUUGGAAGAGGUCUCCAUUCUGGCCACAUCGUCCAGUCCUCUCUCUCUUCUUUAACUUAUAUAUACAAAGAAAAGAGUUUCUCCGGGCUUUUUAUUUUCCUGCCCAUAGACGAUAUCGUCUUUUUGCUCUCUUUUCUCAAGAGGCAACGCUCCUCGUUGAUAAAAAAAGACAUACUCUCUGUGAAUUGGUGUGCGCAGCUGAGCGCACCCCACCAAAACCACCAUCAUGGCAUCCCGAGUCUCGCCACUCAUGACGCUUUUGGCGACAAUCUUCCUCUUCACCACAAAUGUUUUCGCAAUUUCAGCUGUUCUGGGUGUCGACCUUGGUACCGAGUACAUCAAGGCCACUCUUGUCAAGCCUGGAAUUCCUUUAGAGAUUGUCCUAACGAAGGACUCCCGACGAAAAGAAACCUCCGCCGUUGUCUUUAAGCCCUCCAGAAAUGGACCUCAGAAGGGCGAAUACCCCGAGAGGGCCUACGGUGCCGACGCCAUGGCUCUCGCCUCUCGAUUCCCCAGCGACGUCUACCCGAACCUCAAGACCAUCCUCGGCCUGACCACUCAAGAUUCUGUGGUUCAGGAGUACGCUGCCCGACACCCUGCGCUGCAAUUGCAGUCCCAUCCUACACGAGGCACCGCCGCAUUCAAGAGCAAGUCUUUUACUGACGAUGUGGAAGCUUGGAUGGUUGAGGAGCUGCUCGCUAUGGAGCUGCAGAGCAUCCAGAAGAACGCUGAGGUGGCCGCUGGUGACGGAACCACCGUACGCUCCAUUGUCCUGACUGUUCCUCCUUUCUACACCGCCGAUGAGAAGCGGGCUCUUCAGACAGCUGCUGAGCUUGCUGGUCUUAAGGUUCUGGGGCUUCUCAGCGAUGGUCUCGCCGUUGGUUUGAACUACGCUACUACCCGGGAGUUCCCCAACGUCAGCAAUGGAUCUAAGCCCGAGUACAACAUCAUUUUCGACAUGGGCGCUGGCUCCACCAAGGCUACCAUCUUGAAGUUCCAAGGCCGAUCUAUUAAGGAUAUUGGCAAGUUCAACAAGACUGUUCAGGAGGUUCACGUCCUAGGCGCUGGUUGGGACCGCACUCUUGGCGGUGACUCCCUCAACUACCUCAUUCUAGAUGAUAUGGUCAAGCAAUUCGUCGAGUCCAAGGCCGCUCAGAGGGCUUCUGUCGCUGCUGAGAGUGUCAAGUCCCACGGCCGCGCCAUUGCGAAGCUCACCAACCAGGUCGAGAAGGUUCGCCAUGUCUUGAGUGCCAACCAGAACACCGGAGCCAGCUUCGAGGGCUUGUACGAGGACAUCGACUUCCGAUACAAGAUUACCCGCACUCAAUUCGAGGAGAUGGCUGCUGAGCAUGCUGAGAGAAUCACUGUUGUUAUCAACGAUGCCCUGAAGGCCGCUAACCUCGACAUCAUUGACAUCGACUCUAUCAUCCUUCACGGUGGUGCUUCUCGCACCCCUUUCGUCCAGAAGGUCCUUGAGAAGGUCUCUGGCUCUCCUGAGAAGAUUCGAUCCAACGUCAACUCUGAUGAGGCCGCCGUUUUCGGUGCUGGCUUCCGCGCUGCUGAGCUCAGCCCCAGCUUCCGUGUCAAGGAGAUCCGAAUUGCCGAGGGUGGCUUCUACCCCUCUGGUGUGAAGUGGGAGGCCAAGGAGGGAAAGACUCAGCACCAGCGACUCUGGUCUGCCGUCUCCCCUCAAGGCGCUGCCCCUAAGGAACUUACAUUCACCAACGAGAAGGACUUCACUGCUACUUUCUACCAGCAAAUUGGCUCUGAUGAGAAGGAUGUUAAGACUCUGGCUACCAAGAACUUGACUGCCACUAUCGCUGCUAUCAAGCAGAAGUACCCCUCUUGCGUUGAGUCUGAGGUUCGCUUCAAGCUCGGUGUCAAGCUCAGCGGCGAGAAUGGUGAGGUUGAGAUUACCAAGGCUGCUGUUGAGUGCGAGGCCGAGGUUAAGGAAGGCCUUGUAGAUGGUGUCAAGAAUUUGUUUGGUUUUGGCAAGAAGGAUCAGAAGCCUCUCAAGGAGGGUGAAGGCUCUGAGGAAGAGAUGAAGGAUAACAAGUCUUCUUCUCCCACUGCCUCUCCUGAGUCUGCUACCGCUUCAGCAGCCGACUCUGCCGCUUCUGGAAGCACCGAGGAGGUCAAGCCUGAGGCCAAGAAGCGAGAGAUUGUUGGUAUCCCUGUUGAGAUCACCAUUGAGAACCGUGGUAUUCCUGCCCUUACACCGGCCGAGAUUUCCAAGUCUAAGGACCGUCUCAAGGCCUUUGCUGCGUCUGACAAGGCGCGCCUACAGCGAGAGGAGGCUCUCAACCAGCUUGAGGCAUUCACCUACAAGAUUAGGGAUCUCCUUGAGGGAGAUGCCUUUAUCGCGGCUUCUACCGAGAAGGAGAGGACCAAGUUGGCAGAACUUGCCAGCGAGACAAGUGACUGGCUCUAUGCUGAUGGUGCAGAGGCUAGCAAGGAUGUUCUUAAGUCCAAGCUCAAGGUUCUCAAGGACCUGGUCACACCCAUUCAGAAGAGAGUUGAAGAGACCGAGAAGCGACCUGAAUACCUUACUGCACUAAAGCAGACUCUGGAGAACACCCAGGGAUUCGUUGACAAGAUCAAGGGGCAGAUUGCCGAGCAUGAGAGUUGGCACAAGUCUGCCUCUGAGUCCGCCUCUGCAUCUUCAUCAAUUGAGUCUUCCAGCACAGAGGCUGCGCAAGAGAAGGCCACAGGUGACUUUGACGGACUGGAAGACGAAGAUCCCGCGGUUGCGGAGGCCCGCAAGAUGGAGCAAGUCAUUAGAGAGAAGGGACCUAUUCCUCCUCUGUACACUUUGGAGGAUCUCAAGGAAGUCAUUGAUCUUCACAAGGCCACUCUGGACUGGUUGAAUAACCUCGAGGCCAAGCAGUCUAAGCUUGCUGCCACUGCCGAUCCUGUGCUCCUCAUCAAGGACCUCAAGACCAAGCGUGACAAGCUGGAGAAGGUCAGCGUUGAGGCCGCCCUCAAGGGUGCCAGAAAGGUGGAGGAGAAGAACCGACAAGCCAAGAAGGCUGCCAAGGAGGCCAAGAAGAAGAGCAAGAAGAGCAAGACAACAAGCGGAGAGGCAUCACAAGAGACAGUGCAGCUUAACGCUGAGGACUUCAUGAAGGAUGGUGAGAUCGAUAAGGAGCAGCUCGAGAAGUUGCUCAAUGAUAUGAAGAAGGAGAACGAGAAGAAUGAGAAGAACAAGAAGAGCGAGGGAGAGAAGAAGCAGACUCACGACGAACUAUAGACGAUGGCGUAUUGACUUUUGAUCUUGGCUUUCCUAUAACGAAAAAGAAGAAGGUGGAGCUGAUUGUUGAUACGCAGCUUGAUUGAUUGAUACCGGGUCAGAUGACGAACGAUAGAAUAUCUGACUCUGACUAUACUUACCAUAUGAAGUAGAAUACCAUGAAGAGGGACAUGUGAAUUUCUCACCGAUGAAUGAUGAACGGGAUCAAAUGUGAGAUGUUUAGUGAAGUCAGGUAAUACGGAUAUGUCGGUCCUGUUCCACGGGCCGUAUCGCUUAGAUACAUUGGUCGACGGAUCCGCGAGUAACGAAGCAUUAUAUCGUGUCCUUUCCUGUCUCUACCCGUUCCACGUCCAUGUCUAGCUACCUAGCUUAGUAGUGUCGUUACCCAUCCUCAUGGUCUUGUGAGCCAAUCUCACGACCCAAGUCGAGUACAGGUCCCCCCAUAUCUGUCUUCUCCAAAAUGGAAUAUCGAAUGUGCCGUCGUCGAUUGUUGCUACCAGAGACGUGGAUUGGAUAUUCAUGCAUUGUUACGUCGCAGUUGCAGGUUCCCGUGUUUGUCCCUGGAGCUGCAGGCUAGAAAAACGACCUGAUUACAAGAGGUUGUGUAAUGGUCGGCGCGAGGUGAUGGGCUCGUCUACGGGGAGUGACUUUUGGGUGGUACAGAGCGUGGCCGAUGACCUAAAUAUGGAUGUUGGCGAUAUAGGGGCCUCGGCUUAUACUACUCGAAUGAGACGUUGCGAGGAUAACGGGAGCUAGAUUUCUGCAAUAGCAAGCAGGUUUUGACAGGUAGUGUUAUACUGUCUUGGCCGAGAAAGUGUCCGGCAGUGUUGAUAGCUGUAACUGUAGCACCUCCCUCUGGGUCUGAUAUUUAGAUGAUUCACUGGCGCUGUCUACCAAGUUCCGGUUUUCCCUCCUUCUUCCUCUGUUUCCUUCGUCAAUCUCUCUCAGUUACACCUUCCUGUGUAUUACAACAUCCAGUCAACUCUUGCUUAUCUCGUAGUUCUUCUUCUCAACCUUCUCUUUCUCUUUCGCCCUCUUUACCAACC